AUGGCUGCCGGCCUCACUUUGGGCCUGGCCACCGUGGAGCCCUUCGGCUUGCAGGUGGUGCUGGCUGCACGGCCAGAGGACUGCACGUCGCAGGAGGAGCGGGCCAAGCUGAAAGCUGAGCAGGAUUUUGCUGUUCGCAUUCUUCCUUUGGUCAAGGACCACCACCUGUUGUUGGUCACGCUCCUUCUCUUCAACACAGUGGCCAACGAGGCUUUGCCUGUCUUCCUCGACAGGCUGCUGCCUUCCUGGGCGGCCGUGCUGCUGUCGGUGAGUGUCGUCCUCGUCUGCGGCGAAAUCCUACCUUCAGCUGUCUUCACCGGCCCGAACCAGUUUGCCAUCGCCUCCGCCUUGGUGCCGCUGGUGCAGCUCCUACAGGUCCUCUUCUUCCCGGUGGCCCGCCCCAUCGCCAACGUCUUGGACCAGAUGUUCAAAGAUGAGGUCCCCGAGGAGGGCGGCCCCAAGUACUCCCGCGCGGAGCUCCGUGCAAUGUUGGUGCUCCAUGGCCCCGAAGAAGAGGAGGCAAGCAAGGAAAGCCAAGAGAGUCACGGCCACUGCUGCGCUACGGGUCCGCUAGGCGAUGCUCAUGGGCCGAAGGACGAGGACGUUGAGGACGAGGUCAUCGCCAAGUCCGAGCUUCGGAUGCUGGAUGGGGUUCUGAGCCUGCGCGACCGCUAUCUCUCCCAGCUGCGGUGCUUCACACCUCUGAAGCUCUGCCGCAUCGCCAGCGGCCAGGAGCAGGCUGUGGAUGUGGUGGCACGCUGCGCCUUGAAUGGUGGUGACCGCUGUGUCGUAGUCUUGCAUGAUGGCUCCACGGCAGUGUUGGGUGCGCCACCCUCGCACGAUGGUGGAGGCGAUAGCGACACGGAUGUGGGGUCGCCGACCUCGCCCAAGCUAAGCUUGCGGGCCUCGGCGGUGCGCGGGACUUUGCGGAUGCAGGAGAUGCUGAAAGGCGGAUCCCAGAAGCUCAGCGAGCUCUGUACCCACAUGGUGACGGUGGACGAAGAUGAAUCUCUUAUGGAGGUCAUGGGGAAACUUCGGUCGCAGAACUGCUCAAGGGCCAUCGUGGUUCGGCCAUCCUUGGAUGGUGGGGAUGACACCGUGCGAGGGGUGGUCCACGUCUCGCAGGUGGUGUCCUUCCUUAUGACGUCAAAAGACUGCAGCCGGGAAGGCACCAAAGACAUGUGGAGCCCGACCAUGUCGCCAGGCUUUCGCCAGGUGGCCUCUAGUGCGCAUAGGCGCCAUCCUCUGGCGCGCGCAAGAUCCAAUCUCGACGCGGGGCUCAGCAGCACGCAGACCAUGAUGCGGUUCCGCCGCACCUGGCACCACGAGGACGCUCCAAAACAGCAGAUGGAUCGCAGCCACAGCAGGUAG
Messenger RNA from Symbiodinium natans, 1371 nucleotides. NCBI's taxonomy places the organism in Eukaryota, Dinophyceae, Suessiales, Symbiodiniaceae. The record is from the annotation of a GenBank genome assembly.